GAUUCCGUUGUUUUGAACGGCAAACGCCAAGCUUCGCGCAUAGCAAGAACACCGUUCCUGGCCACAUCGUCGCCGUCGUCGUCGUAUACGUCUCUCGGGUGUCACGUCGGUGUCUACAUUCGAGGUUCAGUCGGUCUAGUCUAUUUUGUGCCGUUCCGCGUCGUGGUUAUUAUCGGUGCCCGGUGGUGUUUGUCGGUGCACUUUUUACGGGCACAACGGGAUAGCGGUCCGUCGUGUUUUUGUGUUGUGCGUGUGAUAAAAAACGGGAGAAGCUGGACUUAUACGUCUAGCUGUCAUCGGCCAGGAAAAAGUUCCCCAUGCGUAGUUGUUCCCGUCAAUUCUGUUUGGAUUAUUGAAGCUCUUGCUCGCAUAUUGUGUGAAAUUUGCAUGAUAGUAGAAAAAAGUUAUAAAUUGAAAUCAUUUCACUACUUGUAAUCAGAAAUUACGGUGUUCAGUGAGCGCUAGGUGGUGCAUCUUGAGGAAAAGGUGAUUCAUGCGUCUAACUGUCCAAGAAGAAUUCUAUAUCACGCAGUCCGUGCAAAUAAACAAGAUUUGAAUUGCAAUCCAUGCAAUGAAGUCACUGCUGAGAAAAGAGCUGCAGCUAAUACGCAAUUCUGAGAAUUGAACAAAACAGUUGGGCUGCCUAAAAUAUAUCAAUUGUCGAAAGUCCUACAUCAUUGAUUUUUUGGUGAUUCCUUUUUGACCUCGCACAGGAAAAUUAAAGAAAAGAAACGAGGUUACGGAAUAGUUACACUGUAAAAGUUUACACUCUUGUUUAGCAAGCAGGGGCUUGUGCAGUUGUUGGAGGAAAUCAUCGUCAUUCUGAUAGUAUAUUACAAUCAACAGUGGAAUAGUGUUUUGUGUUUAUCCUAGAUAAAAGUUAUCGAAAAAAAAAAUACCUGUGCGGCUUUCGCUGGUAGCUGCUACUGCGGCUGAAAACAGUUUAACGCCGGCCCCGCUGCAACUGGGCGCGGUACACCAGCCCGGUUAUUGAUGUGAAAAGAUGUCACCGGCAAGGCUGUCGCUGCGGGAGGAGGACAUUGUUCGAUUAUCGUUAGAGUUCCUCAACAAUCGCGAAUUGCACAUUUCUCAGCUCUCGUUGGAACGCGAAACGGGCGUCAUCAAUGGACAGUAUUCAGACGAUGUACUUUUCCUACGGCAGCUCAUUCUGGACGGCCAGUGGGACGAUGUGGUGGAGUUCAUUCAGCCGCUGGAGGCAUUGCAAAAUUUCGACAUGAAGCAGUUCAAGUACACCAUCCUCCGGCAUAAGUACAUUGAACUGUUAUGUAUAAAGUCGGAAGCUGGUGGACUCACUGGGCCGCCUUUGAUCAACAACGUGGAGGGCGCGGUCGAGGAGGUGGUCCAAGUACUCGGCGAACUGGAAAAACUUUGUCCCAUAAAGGAAGAAUACUCAGCGCUGUGUCUGCUGCUGACCCUGCCCAAGCUUGGCGACCACAUGCAGUACCGCGACUGGAACCCGAGCAAGGCACGUGUGCAAUGUUUUCGGGAAAUUUUCCCCCUGGUUGAAAAAUAUCUACCGGGAGAUAAGAAAGCCGGCACGGCGCAGUCGGUUUUCGCCAAAAACGACCGGCUGGUGCAACUAGUUAUUAAGGGAAUUUUGUAUGAAUCUUGCGUCAACUAUUGUCAGGUGAAGGCAACGGGAGCGGCGGAAACCGCUUCGCAGAAAAUUAACUUCUCUCGGGUGCUAGACGGAUCAAUUGGAUUCACCGAUUCGGAUCUGUCACUACUCAGCUGGCUGCAGAGCAUCCCAGCCGAAACGUUCUCGGUCCCGUUCGAGCAGAAGACACUGAACGUGGACGUGGAAAGACUGGAAAAACCUUCGCUCGAAACUUCAUGGACUGAACACAUGCUCAUUACCCCGAUCAAACCGAAAACGUUCCCCCACUCUGUGAUGCCAUUUACGCGGCCCCGCAGUGCAGCGGACAUCAUGACCCGCUCGCUGUUGCCCUCGCUGGAUGCCGUGUCGACCUGUCUCAAUCCGAAGGCAACCAACGAAUCGUUUCCCAUGUCCCGUUCAAGCUUUGCCAGUUUUCACCUGACCGGGAUCAAACCGACGAGCGGCAAAAUGAUGACCUCCAGCGUGGAUCGAUUGUUUGAGACCGGCGAUGGCGGUGAUGUCUAUCGAAGUAGUAAUUUCAGUGAAUAUCAGCAGGGACUUCCAUCAAUAGAAGAAAUCGCUUCCGUGCACUCGAAAUCGCCCGAGCUGCAGGCGGUUGCUGGGUUAGUAGUGAAAACCAGCGACAUUCACCAGAGCAGUGCCGAACGGGAUAGUCCCAACACGACCAACUCGACGGCAAAGAGUUCGCGUCGGGACUCGCUGACCGAUAAAAUCGCUACCACCAAUCAACCCGUGCCAACUGGCCUUCCCCACCACAGCCAACCGCCUCCUCCGUUACCGUCGGUAGGCCCACCCCAGGUAUCUUCCUCGUCCGGUAUCCAUUCCGGGACCAGUGCAAACAGUGCAGGCAAUCAUCACCAGCAGGGAGUGCAUCCUCAGGUAGCCCAACCAACGCCACCCACUGGCGUAAUAUAUGACCAUCCCAGAAACAACGAAAGUAUCGCAAACGGCGGAGGUGGAGAAUUGUAUGAGAAGUUCAAACAGCAGAAGCAAAACAAGGAAAGUGAUUAUAUUAUGAACGGAAAUCCAACUAUCGUGUCACCGGCGCCACCUUCAAGUCAUAGCCAGCAGAAUGGUAGCAACGGUGACGGAAUGGUGACGGGUAAUGGGCCCGCGCGGCCAACUCAUCUGCUAGAUGAGGAAAGCGGCAAAGAAUUUGAGCCAUCAGACCAAAACCGACCGAAAUUCGUCGCCGUUACAUCGCUGGAAGACGUGCAAGCGGUGCGAUGUGCCGAAUUUCACCCGAACGGACGAAUCUAUGCCGUGGGCUCGAACUCGAAGACGUUCCGAAUCUGUGAAUAUCCCCCGCUGUCGGAGAUAAGCAAACGAUGUGAAAGCGAUGCAAGCUGGGAAGACCAUACCACCUACCAGCCAACGGUGCUGUUCAAGCGUACCAAACAUCACAAAGGAUCGAUUUACUGCAUGGCGUGGUCCCCGGUGGGUGACCUGAUAGCGACCGGAUCGAACGAUAAAACUGUUAAACUGAUGCGCUUCAACGAGAACCAAAAGCAGCUGGAGGGCCAGGAAAUCGAGCUAACAAUGCACGACGGUACGGUGCGUGAUCUGUGCUUUCUGGAGGACACCUCGAACAAGUCCAGUCUGCUGAUUAGCGGCGGUGCGGGUGAUUGCAAAAUUUAUGUUACCGAUUGCGAGACUUCGACACCGUUCCAGGCACUGAGCGGACAUGGCGGACAUGUCCUGUCGCUGUACAACUGGGGUAGUGUGAUGUUCGUGUCCGGUUCGCAGGACAAAACCGUUCGCUUCUGGGACUUGCGAACACGAGGUUGUGUCAAUAUGGUUACCCCGGCAACAUCACCUGGUUCGCGACAAGGCUCUCCCGUCGCCGCCGUAUGCGUUGAUCCUUCCGGACGUCUAUUGGUUUCAGGUCACGAAGACAGUUCAUGUGUGUUGUACGACAUUCGAGGAAAUCGCCCGAUUCAGUGCUUCAAGCCCCACGCCUCUGAUGUUAGAUCAAUCCGUUUUUCACCAUCUGCGUACUACUUGCUAACGGCCGGUUACGACAACAAAUUGGUGUUGACCGAUCUGCAAGGUGACCUAACCAUGCCGUUGCCCUCGGUAGUGGUCGCCCAGCACGCGGACAAGGUGAUAUCGGGUCGCUGGCAUCCGGUAGAUUUCUCAUUUCUCUCGACAUCGGCUGAUAAGACGGCAACACUGUGGGCCUUGCCACCGAUCUAAAAAAAACAACCAGCUUCAGAACCGAAGACUGGCGGACGGCAAAAAAAUCAAGUGGCUUUCUCAUGCUUUCCCCCCAUCGAAUGUAUGUACCUAGUGCACUGCGAGAAGGGGCCAGUCAGUUUGCAUGUUUUCUCUUGCCUUUGCGUUUGCUAGGUGGCAAUAUUUGUGCGUGAUAGUAUAAGAACUGCAGAAAAAAAAACAGAAAAGAGCAAAACUUGUAAAAUAUUGAUCGUUGAUCGAUUUGCAUAUGCAUGUGUGUAUAAUAAUUAUGCUACAGAUAUUGGGCAUACAUAGGUACUACUUAACAUUUAAGCAGCGAAUACUAAUCGAUACAAAAGUGCAAAGUCAAAUCAACCAAAAUAGGUGAAAGUGGAAACGUUAACAACUGCAAUAGAUGAAAGAUCAUGGAUGGUAACAAAGUACUAAUAUAUCUUAUCGAUAUUCAACCUUCAGCUACCAGUUAUAUUACGAUUUUCGUUUGUGCAAGUAGUAAGAGCAAGAACUUUACUUUGAGUUCAUGUUAUUAGCUUAUAGUCAGGCUGACUAGACGUAAAACAGCGCAGUCACAUUUUUUCAUGUUAAAAAAUAUCAGUUCGUCCUGUUUCGUUCAAGUAUUUUGUUAAAAAAACGCCUAAGAAUAAUCCAUGACCUCGAAAUCUCCGUUUUUUGUUGAAAUUAAGUACUGUUCAUACCUGUGUGGAACAUAUUUUAGCUAGGGAAGUCGCUACAAGCCCUUAAUGGAAGCAAAAUAUUUAGACAAGCAAAAUGAAAGAUUUUUUCAAAUGUUUGGCAAAACCCACGGUAAUCUGGAAGUAACCCUGUGGAAACAGUUAGCAAAGAGCCCGACAAACAUAGACAGGUACUGUUUCUGCUAGUUGAAUCUUUUAGUGACAAAUAAUCUAACAGAAAAAAUAUCGGCUAAGCGUUGAAAAUUUAAUGGCACAUCAUCAGAAAACCCUUCCUUGUGUAAUUACUUCCCAAUCGACUUUUCCCGCCUGGCAGAUUCUUUUCAUACUGCUAGUAAAUUCGUUUUUUUAAUUUAUCGAAAUUUAAAAAUACUACUAAUUAGCUAGUAGUGAAAUUGAACACUUUUUUAUUACAUUUCAUUACCUAAUCUAUCACUGGGAAUCAACAGGUUUUGUACUGAGCAUUUUACCGAAUUUUUCUCCAUCUUGAAGCUGGCAAACGCGACAGCACAAUGACCUAUUGAUUUUCAAACAUCUAACAAAUGAAAUUUCACGGCCCAUAAUCGUAGAUCAAAUUGUUCGGAAAGCAAAGCGAAUUCCGAUAACGCUAGAGUAACAGUAACAGUGUGUUUAUCCGUAUGCUGCUAAUCUGUUCACGCUGUUGAAUUUUGUUGAUAAUACAUUAAUAUUUAGCAUAGUCGUGUAAGCGUAACUUAUGAAAAAGGACACACACUCACUAGUACGUAAUAAUGAGCGUAAAAUGGCGGUAUUUUGUAUCAUAUAUUGGAAUUAUUCAUUUCCUUUUUUUGGAGCGGGAACUGCACGCUACCAGGAAAAGUAAUCAGCGAGCGCUACUUCUGACAAGUUUUGACUGUAAUAAACAAAUAAACAACGUAAACUAUUAACAAACAAAAA
Wyeomyia smithii (pitcher-plant mosquito) is the source of this 5436-nucleotide messenger RNA. RefSeq names its product WD repeat-containing protein 47. The record is from RefSeq and is a predicted model, not a curated record. Gene Ontology annotation, molecular function: protein binding. The coding region runs from base 1004 to 3835 and encodes 943 amino acids. The transcript has 11 exons. Lineage: Eukaryota; Metazoa; Arthropoda; Insecta; Diptera; Culicidae.